Molecule: messenger RNA, 3291 nt
Organism: Carassius gibelio (silver crucian carp)
Lineage: Eukaryota; Metazoa; Chordata; Actinopteri; Cypriniformes; Cyprinidae
Gene: npy7r
Product: neuropeptide Y receptor Y7
Exons: 2
Coding region: 244-1374 (376 amino acids)
Biological process (GO): G protein-coupled receptor signaling pathway
Cellular component (GO): membrane
Molecular function (GO): neuropeptide Y receptor activity
Source: RefSeq, a predicted model, not a curated record
GCACAUAAAGUUCACUUGCCUACAGCUGGUGGCUUGCUUUAAAAUUUAAAUGUGCAUUUAUUUCCCCCCCAUGGAUAUACAUUUAGAACGCUAUGCUUCUUUGCUGUUUCCGAGGGUGAAGCUGAUCCUGAAGGGGACAAUAGCGUGAAGCUGUCGCGUGCAGCGGGGAUGCGCGAACUUUACCGCGCGUGCUGCGCAAUCAUCCCGGUUAUCAUAGGGGUGAUAUCUGACAUAUAAGGUUAUAUGUCCUUGGUUAAAAUGGGCCAGUCAGAUCUAGCCAAUGGAACGGAGGACUCAGUCUAUGAUGGAAGUCAAGAGACCAUCCUGGGAAAUGACAGCAUGAACACUUACAAACCAGUGUUUGUGGAUGACAUCACCAAGCAUCUGAGUGUCCAAAUAUCUCUCAUCUUUGCAUAUUCACUCAUAAUCCUGCUAGGACUUGUGGGUAACAUCCUGGUGAUUUACAUGAUCAUUCUGUACAGAAACAUGCGCACGGUCACCAACUACUUCAUUGCAAACCUGGCCUUGGCUGACCUGAUGAUGGACACGGUGUGUUUGCCUUUCACGCUGGUUUACACGUUGUUGGACGAAUGGAAAUUUGGAGCAGUGAUGUGUCAUAUGGUGCCUUACGGCCAAGCUCUCAGCGUCCACGUGUCCAUUCUCACCCUGACGGUCAUUGCUCUAGAGCGCUACAGGUGUAUCGUCUUCCACCUUGGCCAGCGCCUCAAUAGGUGCACCAGCUUCAUCAUCAUCGGCCUGACGUGGGCGUUCGCCGCCAUACUAGCUGGCCCGCUGGCUAUUUUCCGAGAGUAUCGCCAGGAGGAAAUCCCAUACAUUGACUUGCGGAUCGCAGUUUGCUCUGAGAAAUGGCCCAACGGCACCAAUCGGGACGCCAUCAUCUACAGUUUAUUGAUGCUUCUCCUGCAGUAUGUGAUCCCUUUGGCGAUCAUCAGCUACGCUUACGUGUGCAUCUGGAUCAAACUGAAGAACCACGUCAGCCCUUCCAACCGCAGCGAUGGCAUCGGCCGCCGGAAGAAGACCACGAAGAUGCUGGCGCUGGUGGUCGUGGUCUUCGCUGUUUGCUGGCUUCCCUUCCACAUUUUUCAGCUGGCUAGCGAUCUCGACUUGAUUCUCAAGUUCAAAGAAUACAAACUCAUUUACACCUUGUUUCACAUCGUGGCGAUGUGCUCGACUUUUGUCAACCCAUUGCUCUAUGGCUGGAUGAACCAAAACUACAGGAACGGCUUUCUCAUGUUCUUCCGCUGUGAGCACAAGCCAGACACCAUCUAUCCUGACGGGUCCUUCAGGACUCGAUCUUUGAGAGGGAUGAUUGUGAAUGGGUACAAUGAUGGUCAGCCCAUGACUGCUGUCUAAUCAUGAAGAUGGAGUCUUCCUCUGUCUGGGGGAGCAUUUUUAAUGCACAUGCAGUAUAUAUAGCAGGGUACAAUGGAGCUAAAGGCGCAUCUGGGUAAAAUAAUAAGAUAAUAAUUGGGGUAAGAUAAUAAAUAGAUGACUGACUUUUCCCUUUGAUGACAUGAGGUGGUUGGGUAAUCGCUAUAUUUAUAAUUAAACCAUGACAAAAUAAAAUAUUAUAGUCAUUGUUACUGCUGAAAACCAUAUUCAAAUUUUAUGAGGAUCUCCUUCAAGAGUUUUUCCCUUUUUUUUUAAUAUUUUAAACCGAACAUAUUAAACUAGCAUUAUAUUUAUUGAACAAAAAUACAUUUUAUUUAUCAAAACAAACUGAAAAUAGUACAAUUUUAGUUGAAGUGAUCGUUUUAAGCAAGUAUUAACAAAAAUAUAUUACUUCAGCUAUCAUUACUGGUUGUAUUUGCCCCAUGCUUGUGAGCCUGUAACCCCUCAAAAAAUUCAUGCAUUUGUAUGAUUUUUAAACAAAACUAACCUCUCUUCAUAAUUUAUUUCCCCUCAAAAUGUGUUGCUCCAUAAAUGUUUUUUUUUUUUUCUGCAUUCAUACAUUAUGGGAGUAGCGAAAAGCAGAUUUUCCUAAUGGUGUGCCUUUAGCCCUGUGGACCAAGUGGUGUCCAUUUAUCAUCAGCCCUGUGCAGAACUCUUAUUGAUAAUGUCAGGAAACAGCCUGGAUGCUGCUGAUAGGCUUUCAGUUCUGGAAACAUUUAAGAGCCAAUGGUCUAAGCUGUUAACGGCACGUGACUGAUCACUCUUAGGAUUUGGAGAAAGCUAUUCAUUCGCUUCCUCAUAUAUCUUUAUGGCAUUUGCAUGGCUGGUCCAAGACCUACUGGAAGUACAUGAUUUAAAAUCUGCCAUUAUUGCUCUUGGGGCCACAGAACUUUCUGAGUCAAUUACCUAAACCAUAAAUAUCACAUGACUCAAGUCACCUUUAUUUAAAUAGUGCAUUAGACGAUGCAGAUUGUCUCAUAGCAGCUUUCAAAUAUUAUAACAGGAAAACUCUGUGUUGAGAGGUCAAUUUUCCAGUUAAAGACAGUUCAUCUUUCAUUCAGUGAUGUCAUCGUCCAGUUCAGUUCAGUUCAAAUCCUUCAGGGGCAAUAUGAAUUGGUCUCAUGACAACUCUGAUUGGCGGAUAGCGCCACAAGUGCGCACACAAUUACAUACCCUUCACUAGUGACUAUUCUGAGCUGUUACAUAAAGUCCAUUUCAUGCUUUUAAGAGCCCUUCAAAACAGAAUCUUGCACUGGUGAAAUAUAUGUUGUUUUAUAUGUCGUCAGAGUACGCAGCAAAUGUUAAAUUGCCAUCGCUUUGUAGAAAUCUGGUGCCAAAGCUAAUCGGCCCAACCUUGAACAUUGUUAAAAAUACGUUCAUAUAUUGCAUUGUGGAAUACAAUAUCCACAUAGUGUGCUCUGUUGUAUUUUGUACAUUUUGGCAAAUGUAGUUCUGGGUGUUACUGUACGAGCAUACAGGAAAUGUGCAUAUUAUGCAUAUGGUGCGUCUCAAUCAGCUUUAUAGCGCCCAAGCUCAUAAAUCAGUAUAUCGUGCAGCUGAAUCUGUGCACUGGGAAGGAUCCUGCCUCACUGCACAUCGAGACAGUGGUUUGUCUGUUCAAAUCUUAUAUUGAGUGUCAUUAUAUUAAUGAGGUGCUUGUGUGUUCUAUGUUUUGCGCUUCAGAAAUGUCAUUUAAUUUCUGAUACAUGAAACUCCCUGGUUUUUGUGGUGCAUUGUGGGAUUUUGCGUGCACUGGAGGGAUUUCGCGAAUGAAACAGCCCUGAUCAGUGCUCAAACUACUGAACUAUAGUGAGCUGAUUGAGACACACCAAUACUAUUCACUACAUCAAUGGCAAGACUAGCAUAACAGCAUUUCAA